This is a messenger RNA of Ctenocephalides felis (cat flea), 1219 nucleotides long. RefSeq lists its product as uncharacterized. The record is from RefSeq and is a predicted model, not a curated record. NCBI's taxonomy places the organism in Eukaryota, Metazoa, Arthropoda, Insecta, Siphonaptera, Pulicidae. Gene Ontology annotation, molecular function: calcium ion binding.
UGAUGUUGGAUUUUCGGUAACCAACAAAAAAUGGAACAAUCUAGAACCGCAGAGUGUGCCUUAGGUUUCUCUUUCCAUCGCGCCCCCUGCAGGUUGCUAACUCAUGGCCGACGCAGUAGUCCACGAAGCCCCAAACGGGCUUGAUGUGUCGAACUUUUUCGAAUUGGUUUCCACUGAUGACAAUCUACAAAAUAUGGAUGCUUGCUUUACCGCUUUCGACAAAGAUAAUGAUGGUCGAUUAAGCUUGGAUGAGUUUGGUCUUAUAUGCCGAGCCUUGUUCCGGAACGAACGUGGCCAAGUAUACCAUGUGAAACCAGAACAACUGCAGCAGAUGUUUGCAGUUUUUGACUCUAAUGGUGAUGGAUUUCUGGAUAAAACAGAAUUCCAGUUCUGCUGGAAUCAUUGGAUCAAAGUGAUUGUUCGCCCAGUGAGUGUUUUUCUAGUGGUAGAUGUUCAGAACGAUUUUAUCUCUGGAACAUUGAAUAUUAGCAAUUGCAGUGCUCAACAAAAUGGUCAUGAGGUGAUCGAACCUAUUAAUAAGUUAUUGGAUUCUGUUGAAUUUGAUGCAGUAGUUUACUCUUUAGAUUGGCAUCCUAGUGAUCAUGUCUCUUUUAUUGAUAAUUUGCCUCAGAGAGAACUUCAUGAUUCCAGUCCAGUCUCAGUUGAACAAGCACAGGUAUAUGACACUGUGGUUUUUGCUGGUCCACCUCCAAUGAAACAAAGAUUAUGGCCAAGACAUUGUGUCCAGGACUCGUGGGGUUCUGAACUACAUGAGGAUUUAAAAGUAGUAGAAAAUGCAGUGAAAGUGUACAAAGGAACAAAUCCAGAAGUAGAUUCGUACUCAGUUUUUUGGGACAAUAAACGUAUGGCGCAUACAACUUUAUGCGCUGAAUUAAGAGCUCGGUCCGCCACUGAUCUUUAUGUGUGUGGUUUGGCUUAUGAUGUCUGUGUUGGGGCAACUGCAGCUGAUGCUAUAUCCGUUGGCUACAGAACUAUAAUUGUAGAAGAUUGUUGUCGUGGUGUGGAUUUAGCUGAUAUUGAAAAAACUCGUAGAACAAUAAUAAAUGGUCACGGUGUUAUAGUAUCAUCAUCACAAGUGAAGGCAAUGGUGGAUGGACGUGAUAGGAGGCCUGAAUUAGGUUUCAAAUUGGCAAUGGAAUUGAAGUCUACAGUUGCUGAUAAUUUAAGCAAAGAAAAGGAUGAAAAAGAUGUCAUUUAA